Messenger RNA from Bathycoccus prasinos, 1047 nucleotides. RefSeq lists its product with no specific name. Gene Ontology annotation, biological process: pyrimidine nucleotide-sugar transmembrane transport. The transcript has a single exon. NCBI's taxonomy places the organism in Eukaryota, Viridiplantae, Chlorophyta, Mamiellophyceae, Mamiellales, Bathycoccaceae. Gene Ontology annotation, molecular function: pyrimidine nucleotide-sugar transmembrane transporter activity. The coding region runs from base 1 to 1047 and encodes 348 amino acids. Gene Ontology annotation, cellular component: Golgi membrane. The record is from RefSeq and is a predicted model, not a curated record.
AUGGUAUUCAGCGCGAAGAAAGGGUUCACUUCGCUCCAAGCGGCGGCGUUUAGCGCGCAACUCGUGUUGACAUGUUCCGUCUCCCUUUUGACGCACGCGACGAUAUCUCCGAACGGGAAAUACGCGUAUAAGACGGUCACGAUACCAUUCUUCGCGGAAGUGACGAAGUUAGCCUUGUCUUCCACGUUCUUUUACAACGAUUACGUCCAAUCGAACGGGCAGUUACAAAUCGAGAGGAGUUCGCAAACCGUGUUAACUGCGGCUGUCCCGGCGUUGUUGUACUUCGUCUCGAACAAUCUGAACUUUAUCAUCAUACGCGAGCUCGGAGCGACGAACUUUCAACUGUUGAACAACUUGAAAAUAUUAUCGACGGCUAUAUUCUUUCGCAUAAUCAUGAAAGUAGAUUUGAAUAAAUUACAAUGGAGAAUGCUCGUGUUAUUAACGAUAGGAUGCACGGUGUCGCAACUCGGCCAAGGCAAGGACGGACACGUCUUGGUCGGGAGCGCGCUAGGAUACGGAUUGAAAGUAUGCAACGCGUGUUUAACCGCGAUGAGUAGCGUUUUCUGCGAGAAGUUUCUGAAACACUUGCCGAACAACUUUCACUUUCAGAACGUGUUGUUAUAUUCGUGGGGGGUACUCUUUACGACCGUAUCCGUGGUGUGGGACGGCGAGCUUUUCAGCAAAGGCGUGGAGGUGCUAUUUAGAGGUCACACCGCGUUGACGUUUAUGUUGAUUUGUAAUUACGCGUUCGUAGGCAUAGCGACGAGUGGAGUUAUGAAGUUUUUGGAUAAUAUUGCAAAGACGUUUGCGGCGACCGGGGCGAUGUUUAUCGUCGCCACGUUAUCCAUCGUAAAAUUUGGCGAGCCUUUUCGCAUAGAGUUAGUCUUGGGUUGUUUAAUCGCCGCCGUCGCGGUAGACGUGUAUUAUCACGGCGAGUUGCUCUUGGAUAAGAAGAAAGACGACGACUUCCUCGACGACGAAGAGCUCGUCGUCGUUCAGGGGUCGUCCAGUACGAGUAGAGGGGAGGAAAAAAAUGCGACGAUAUAA